Messenger RNA from Pseudogymnoascus verrucosus, 1669 nucleotides. RefSeq lists its product as uncharacterized. Lineage: Eukaryota; Fungi; Ascomycota; Leotiomycetes; Thelebolales; Thelebolaceae. The transcript has a single exon. The record is from RefSeq and is a predicted model, not a curated record. Bases 1193 to 1669 code for a protein of 158 amino acids.
AUUCCAAUAGCCAACUCCUUUCUCAUUCUAGUCACACCCCCAAAAAAAAGCAAGGAAGCUUAGUUGCACGCCACCCCAUCCGAUAUCAUGCUGUCGUCCACGCCCCUUCUCACACACACAGCCCCCUACCCUCCAUGACUAUAUUACUACAGCUACUCCCUCCCAUACAGACAUACACACUCCCUCCUCCAGUAUUCCCACCUACUACACCCACCCCUCCUCCCAUCAACAUCACACGAUCCCCACACUCCCUCCACAUAAGACACAAAAUAAAUGCCCAUGAUCCCUCCCUCCCCUCCCCCUUCGGCUUAGUGCGCACGUAAUGGGGGAGCGGGGAAGCUGGGCUGGGACCUGGGCGAUGGGGUGGUGGUGGUGGUGGUCCAAUGAUGCAUGCGCGAUCCUGUGACCGAGACCGAGAUGGAUACCCUCCGCUUGUUACUCUUCAGCCGUUUGUUGGUGCCUGGGUUUAUAGGCAGCAACUGAUUUACUCUGUACGUGUAUAGAUAGGUAGAGGUUGUAUACCAUGUCUCGCCGAUUCCCGAGCCCGAGAUAUGGUCAACCCAUCCCCGUGACAUCGAGAAUCGGUCAUGUGUACAGAGCCACCAUCUCGUAAGCUAACAAACGACGCGUCGUCGGUCGAAGGUGGCAAAAAAAGAUUAAAAAAAGAGACACCGUGUCUAUGACACUGUCUAUGAACACAAUCCCCACAUCCAACCGCGAGGAAACCACGCUGUACGGAGUAUAGAAAAGUACCACCGUUGCGUGGGCCUCACCGAAGAGCCCACUGAGGCAUUAAAGCACGUGCAAGCCGCCUCGAUGACACGAUCGGCGAUGACAAUUCCACCUCAGUAACUAAAUCAUGACUCCUCUGCUCCACACCCGUCAAUUGCCUAUCUCCAUAUCCAUCUCCAAAAUAAAAUAUCCCGACAACGGACUCCAAUAUCCAGAUACUAUCCCUCCCAUCCCGCAGUCGGCGUCCAUACUCCGCCUUCGCACCAAACCCGUCGAUAACGCCUGCCUACACCUCUUACCCCAAUCCGUGAGCCAAUCAACUGAUACACUGGCGAUAAGAUAACGACCUCCCUCCCAUCUAAUCUAGCCCCUCCCUUCUGUACUCUAGACCCUCACCAUAGAACCUCACCUCCUCACCUCAUCUCAUAACCCUUUAAAACACGAUCCCUAUACCCUCCCCAUGGCCACGGCGCCAAAAACCAUCGGUCGCGGCGGCGCGGGGAAUUUCAGAUCUCCCACCGAUCAAAGGCCCGCUGAGACGCCUGAUACACCUGAUACGCGCACCGUCAACCCGCAGCUCUCAUCUCUACGCAGUGGGCGCGGCGGCGCGGGGAAUACCAAUCCCUCCUCCUCCUCCUCCUCUACCCCCUCCACCGGACCCAGCGCGGGUAAAUCGCCAGCGGCGCGGCUAGAUGCUGUGAUAGUAGGAGAAGCACCUAAAUCGGCCGCGAAGGAGGUGGUGUAUGGAGGGCGGGGAGGGGCGGGGAAUUGGAAGGUUGGGAGGGAGGAGGAGGAGGAGAGGAGGAGGGUGGAGGAGGAGGGGAGGAAGAGGGAGGUGGAGGAGAUGGUGAGGAGGGAGGUGGAGGGGGGGUUGGUUAUGCCGGGACGGGUGUAUAGGGGGGUGGGGAGGGGGGAGGAGGAGGAAGAGGAGGGGUGA